Molecule: messenger RNA, 1067 nt
Organism: Balearica regulorum gibbericeps (East African grey crowned-crane)
Lineage: Eukaryota; Metazoa; Chordata; Aves; Gruiformes; Gruidae
Source: RefSeq, a predicted model, not a curated record
AUGAGCCAUUUUGGAGGUGGACACCGAAUAGGAGAGAACACUGAUCGAUUAACACAUACGUAUUGUCCACCUCAGAUUACUGAAAUGGCUUUUCUGAAUAACUUUUGGCGGCGUCAAAUAGUCAUUGGCUGGCCACAAAUAAUGCAUACCAAAUUUGAAGAUGAAAAGGGCUUUAUAGAGGAUUGGAAGGAAAACCACUGCAGAAGAAUAAAAAUCCUAGGGGACUGUUACUACUGUGUAUCAGGAUUGACCCAGCCCAAAACAGAUCAUGCCCAUUGCUGUGUUGAAAUGGGACUGGAUAUGAUUGACACCAUCACAUCUGUUGCAGAAGCCACAGAGGUUGAUCUCAACAUGAGAGUUGGAUUGCAUACAGGCAGGGUGCUUUGUGGGGUCCUGGGUCUCCGAAAAUGGCAAUAUGAUGUCUGGUCAAAUGAUGUGACUUUAGCUAAUGUAAUGGAAGCUGGAGGACUGCCUGGGAAAGUUCACAUUACAAAGACCACCUUAGAGUGCCUAAAUGGGGACUAUGAGGUAGAACCAGGAUAUGGUCAUGAAAGGAACAGUUUCUUGAAGAAGCAUAAUAUUGAAACAUAUUUUAUUGUGCCAUCCCAUCGUAGGAAGAUAUUUCCUGGACUGAUUCUUUCAGACAUUAAGCCUGCCAAAAGAAUGAAGUUCAAGACAGUCUGCUACCUGCUUGUUCAACUCAUGCACUGUCGUAAGAUGUUCAAAGCAGAGAUCCCUUUCUCCAACGUCAUGACGUGUGAGGAUGACGAUAAGAGGAGAGCAUUGAGGACAGCCUCUGAAAAACUCAGGAAUCGUUCCUCUUUUUCUACCAAUGUUGUAUACAACACUCCAGGAACUCGAGUAAACAGAUACAUCAGCCGUUUGAUAGAGGCCCGGCAAACAGAGUCUGAGAUGGCUGACUUGAACUUCAUUACCCUGAAGUAUAAGCAAAUUGAACGUGAAAAAAAAUACCACCAGCUUCAGGAUGAGUACUUCACCAGUGCUGUAGUUCUCUCACUAAUUCUAGCUGCCUUAUUUGGCCUUGUCUACCUUCUAAUAAUACCACA